Olea europaea var. sylvestris is the source of this 2413-nucleotide messenger RNA. RefSeq lists its product as uncharacterized. Lineage: Eukaryota; Viridiplantae; Streptophyta; Magnoliopsida; Lamiales; Oleaceae. Bases 447 to 2165 code for a protein of 572 amino acids. The transcript is spliced from 7 exons. The record is from RefSeq and is a predicted model, not a curated record. Gene Ontology annotation, molecular function: chromatin binding.
GGGAGGCAAUGAUAAGUUCAGCAGCCCCGGCCUCGUAUAUUGGGUGGGAUGAGCUGGUGGUUUCCGGCGAGAACGUACGUCGAGAGGUCCGUUAUUAUUUAAGGCGGAGCGACGGCCGCGGGCCGGAUCUGGUCGUCGUCGGGAAGGAGAAGUGCCCAAACCGGAUGUAUUAUUAUGGGAUUAGAGAUAAGAAGUAUUUGCUUUCGCCCUUGAAGUAUUCUUCUCUCUUGAAGCUCAGGUCCAGAAGAGAGGUCAUUGAUUGGCUCAAUUCAAUCGUUACAGGUGCUAAGGGUGUAUUCCAGCCGAGUGUGUGAUUGCUGAAAUAUUUCUACAUUUCUCUCCGACGAAAGAGGAAAUACAGGUUUCAGGAAAGAGUUCUGAAUUAUAUUUGGAGAAUUCCACAUGAUGUAAGUCAGAAUCGUUUUUUUGAACAGUUUGAUGGUUAUAUGGAAAACAAAGGUACCCACAAGUUGGAUGCUGAUAUUAUUAAGGAUGUUCAACUGCAGGAGCCAGACCUUUAUACGGUGGAAUUUAUGUGGUUGGGGUCAUCAUGGACUUGCCGGAAAAGGCGGAAGCACUAUUUAUCAUUUUGCCGCAAUGGUAUUAAAAUAUCUGUUCAUGACUUUGUUUCUGUAUUGGCUGAAGAAGAUAAACGACUCGUGGCUUACUUAGAUGAUAUGUAUGAAGAUUCCCGUGGCAACAAGAUGGUUGUGGUACGAUGGUUUGACAAAAUUGAUGAGGUUGGUUUUGAUUUGCCUCAUAACUAUAAUGACAGAGAGAUUUUCUUUUCUCUUUGUCUUCAAGAUCUCAGUAUCGAAUGCAUUGAUGGACUGGCAACCGUCCUUAGUCCAGAGCAUUACGAGAAAGUUUUGAAGGCAGAAACAACUUUGCUGCUGGUGCCAUUCGUUUGCUAUAGACAGUCUGAUAAUGAUGAUAUCAAGCCAUUUGACAUAACACGACUUAAAGGUUACUGGAAACAGGAAAUACUUAGAAAUAUUUCUUCUUCUUCACCGUUUGGAACAUCCGAUGAUAAUAUUAAGGUAGAACGAACUCUUAGUGAUGCGGUUGGAAGUAGAUCCAAGAAGAGGCUUCAAUGGUCCAAAGAAUGUGAGAUAUACUUGCAGCCUGCUAAGAAAAGAGCGGUUAUUGAUGCUAGCCCCAAAGAUGACAGUGGUGGUUUCAUCAGUUCUGAAGGCUGCACUCCUGUCUUCUUAUCAUGGCAAUAUCCAACGAUGUUAAUGCGCACGCAAUGUUUGGCUGUUGGUUCUCAAGUUGAAGUGCUUUCUCAAGAUAGUGGCAUCAGAGGUUGCUGGUUCAGAGCUUUGAUCAUCAAAAGGCACAAAGAUAAGGUCAAAGUGCAGUAUCGAGAUAUCAAGGAUGCUACUAAUGAUGCGAAAAAUCUGGAGGAGUGGAUUUUGGCAUCCCGAUUAGCUAUGCCAGACGAGUUUGGUAUUCGGAUUUGUAGGACCAUUGUUAGACCUGUGCCCUUGUCUAACGAGGGUAAAGUUUCUUUGGUAGUAAAUGUUGGAAGCAUCGUUGAUGCUUGGUGGCAUGAUGGGUGGUGGGAAGGCAUUGUCAUGAAGAAAAAAAUGGAGAAUAAGCUGCAUGUUUAUCUACCAGGGGAAAAGCGAGAGAUGAUCUUCAGUCUAGAUGACUUAAGGCAUUCACAAGAAUGGAUUGAAAAUGAGUGGAAAGCUAUCAAAGAAAGGCCGGAGGUAGUCCCAAUAUUAUCUGGGCUAAGAAGAAAGCCACAUGUCGGAACAUUCUUUCCUGUAAAUCCUGAUGCUGCUCCAUAUGUCAAUGGAGAUCUUGCUAAUACCAAUCACAGUGAUGCUUUGGCUAUACAGAACCUAGUUGGAUGUGACAGCUCUAUGAUUAGUAGCGAUGAGGAGCCAAAUGGGGUGGCAAGAGACCUCUCAAAUGAUGAUUUGCUUUCUCAGUUAAAAUGGUUGUCUUAUGGAAAGAGAAGGCGUGGUAGGGAUCCCGUUCACAAAGUCCAUUAUGGUGUUAAUAGUAAUGAGAAGUACUCAGCCAUGAGGACUUUAAAGAGAUUCUUUGCCCCAUCAUCUUUGAAAGUAGAUCCAGAAAAUUGUAAAUAUGUCAAUGAUACUCUCUUUAAUUCAUCUGUUGAAUCUCCAGUGACAAGCCUGGUUAUGUCUAGGUGAUUUCUUUUCAAUGGGAUAGUUUAACUUCAUCCUAAUCCCUCUUUUGGCCAAAACAAAGCGAGUUUUUGUAGGAGUCAAGCAGUGUAUUUGUGUAAGAAGUUUAGGCUCUAGAACUAGGUUUCAGAAGCGAGGCAGCAAAUAGUUCGCCCCUUUCCAUAAAUAGGAGAUUAAUUGCCUGUAUUUGGCUCAGUUUCUGCUGAAAUCCUUGUUACACUGAUUUAUAUCAAUGAAUAUGAGAUUCCUGGAUC